Molecule: messenger RNA, 1623 nt
Organism: Cuscuta europaea
Lineage: Eukaryota; Viridiplantae; Streptophyta; Magnoliopsida; Solanales; Convolvulaceae
Source: the annotation of a GenBank genome assembly
GGUUUUCGCCGAUCCGGAACGCGGUCCACUUGGGGACAUCGCCGAUUGGGAGCAGCAGCGUUGGAGCAUGCAUGGUCGAUCUGGUGCAGAGUCGCAAGAUCGGGACCAGCCACGACUGGAAUUCUCCGGAUGGGGUUCGUCUCAGCGUUGCGCACAGUGUUCCGGUCGCGGUUUUCGUGAUAAAUUAACAGCUUACAGAUUUUCGGCUGGAGAUAGGAAUAACCAUCAAUUUUGCUUGGAAAAAUGACAGACCUUUGGGCGACAGAAUUGGGGGAGCAGUGCUGCAUUAGAGAGAGACUUUUUCAAGAAUGAAGAAGGCGGAAAGUUCAAUUCUUCGGCGGUCAAAAUCUGGAAUCAGCGACAGAAUGAGCAGCUGAUUGAUUUCUAGAAGAUUAGAGACGGCCAUCCGCAAGAACAUCAAAAUCCUGCUUUGACCAGAAACACAAGUUCAAAUUUGACUACUUGAAAACACUUUCAACGAAUUAGAAUAGAAUGUAAAGUUUUUUGCUUCUAUUUAACAUCUACCAUGCUUCGAAUUAGUCAAAUCAAGGAUCGUCAUUGUUUUUCUCUGGAUCUGGAUGCAAAUGGAGUUGAAUGGCUUUGUGAAGCUUUUUAUCGUUUUCAAUCCCAGAGUUCAUGGACAAUCACUCGAUAUGAAAAUUCAAGAAAGCUAAGCUUAUCUCUGGAAACAAAUAGAUUUGGAGCCUUUUUUCGUUUGGUUAUAUUUGAUAAUAGGGGUAGAAAUACCAUCAUUACCAUGAUUAUACCCGAGGGUAGAAAUGGAUGGGGUUUUGAACUGUUUAGUUCUACUUUACAAAGUCAAGUUGAUUUGUUACAAAAGGUGGAGAAAGAGGUUUUGGAAACUGUUUUGAUUGAUCAUGGGGUAGCUUGUGCCGAUUCUUUAUUUGAGGAUUCAGGGACCAUAAGUUUGGGAUCAAUCUCUUCAAGGCUUUUUGAGCAAGACUUGCUUUUAUAUAAUAAUUCUGUUCCUAAUUCAGAGAAAAUGCAUAACGAUAUAGAGCUUUUUAUUUGCCAAGACCAUAGUAUAGAGGAAUCUGGGAGAAACAUUAUGGGGGGAAUUAUUGCGGAAGAUGUGGGUGAGAUGUUUGAGGAGACGUCCUUGGCUGGUGGUAAAGCCGAAGAGAGUGUUUGCAAUGAGAAGACGGUCAUUGAUGUGACUGAUAUUCUUGAAACUACUCUCUUUCGGGUUUCUUUUUCACCUCACUCUAAACCUCUGUUAGCGGAUGGAUUGGUUGUCUCGGAAUCUAAUGCUUCGGGUGGGAAAGAUCUUGAAGUUACGCCUUUGCAAAGGGUACUUUCAGAUCGUGAGCUACUAGAUCGUGUUACUGACACUGAAUGGGACUCGGCCAGUUCUAGAUUGCUACCUCGAUGAAGUGCUCAUCUCAAGGCUAAAUAAUUGGCUGAAACAUAGGGUCACUUCCAUCUUUACUUAUGGAUAUUUUGGGAAUCUCAUCUCUUCCGAGCAACUCAAUAUAAAAUUCUUGCUUAAAAAAAGAGCUUAAACUUGUGAUUAGACAAAGUGAUUAGGCUUACGUGAAUAAAUCAACAUGAAUAGUCAUGUAAAAAGUAUAAAAUGUUUUUAAAACAUAUGUGAUGUUUUGG